Messenger RNA from Mustela erminea (ermine), 2275 nucleotides. It is a transcript of the gene SERP1, whose product is annotated as stress associated endoplasmic reticulum protein 1. Gene Ontology annotation, biological process: endoplasmic reticulum unfolded protein response. The transcript has 3 exons. Bases 127 to 327 code for a protein of 66 amino acids. Lineage: Eukaryota; Metazoa; Chordata; Mammalia; Carnivora; Mustelidae. Gene Ontology annotation, cellular component: endoplasmic reticulum. The record is from RefSeq and is a predicted model, not a curated record.
GUGCCCCGCCUGAGAGCCUCCUAGCUCCGGCGGCGCAGGCACCGGGAGCAGAGCGUCGCGGCGGCCCAAGGGGAGGCGAGCGUGCGCGUCCAGGGGGUGCCGGGGGCAGGUGGUGGGGCCGCGAAGAUGGUCGCCAAGCAGCGAAUCCGUAUGGCCAACGAGAAGCACAGCAAGAACAUCACCCAGCGCGGCAACGUAGCCAAGACCUCGAGAAAUGCUCCCGAAGAGAAGGCGUCUGUAGGACCCUGGUUAUUGGCUCUCUUCAUUUUUGUUGUUUGUGGUUCUGCAAUUUUCCAGAUUAUUCAAAGUAUCAGGAUGGGCAUGUGAAGUGACUGACCUUAAGAUGUUUCCAUUCUCCUGUGAAUUUUAACUUGAACUCAUUCCUGAUGUUUGAUACCCUGGUUAAAAACAAUUCAGUAAAGCAUCCUGCCUCAGAAUGACUUUUCAUAUCAUCCUUCAUUUGUCAUUCCAAGGUUUCUUCACAGGUCAUUCCAAGUUUUCUAGUCCAUACCACAGUGCCUUGCAAAAGCACCACAUGAAUAAAGCAAUAAAAUUUGAUUGUUAAGCUACAGUAGUGGACCCUACUUAUUCAGUCAGUAAAGAGUAAAUUUUUUUAAUGUGGUUAUUAAAACAGUAUCCAAUAUAGAUAAUUAGGUUAAAUUUAUGUAGACAGGGUCUAGAUUUUGUUAACCCUAAUGUGUAAAUGCAAUUAGCUUAAUUUAAAAUUUGGAGUUACAAUUUUUAUAUAGCUAGGCACUUUAUUACUGUAUCUUGAAUUGAAAGCACACUCCCAUAUAGGGUCAUGUAACAGUCCUCUAAUAAAGUGCUUGUAAUGGAACAACUACACAGUUAGCCUAGUUUCCCAUAACCUUUAGCACCUAAAUUUUUUAAAAGCUUCUAAAUGCUUAAUAUAAAAGGAGAUGCUUAUAGCUACAACAUCUAUUUUAACAAUAUUAUUUCUGUUACACUACCUUGGAUUUUGCAUGAGUAAUUAUACUGACCUGAAAUGCCAUAAGAAAACAACUUGAUUGAGCAUUUUGUAACUUAAUUAGUCAAUUGAUUUUCACCAAAAGCUACCGUGGUGGAGUAAAGUCGGGAAAGUAUGUCACCAUUAAAUUCACCAAAAUUAUUUUAAUAUAUCAAAGGGGUCUACUAUGCUAGACAACAUUUUAGGGAAAAAUACUACUAAAACUGGGUGUCUCAUCGGGACGUACUGAUGAGUCCAAUGUGCCAUAAAACAUCUUAGCACAUGAAUAGCACUUUUAAUACCAAAAAAGGCACAUCAACUAAAAACUUAGUUUGGAAAUAAUUUUCUAGAUCUAUGAUUAAAAUUUUGUUAGGGUACUAGAUACAUCAGACUAAAGUGCCAUCUGGAAUUAAAUGGAUUUACUGAUAAGGAUCAGUGUUUAGUCUUCCCUUUGUUUUGUAAUUCUAUAGGUUAUGAUCAAAGUUUCUUUUUACUAAUGGUAAGGGUGAGAAGGCAGGUUUUGGGUUUUCUGGUACCAGAAAAUUUAAAGUUUAGGCUAAUUUAAAUAUGUAGUCAUAACUUGAUUUAAAAAAAACAAAGGCAUGAGUGAAUUGGAAAGAAAGCUGCUCAUCUGCUUUGUUAAUUGUCUCAGGAUAUCUCUUUUAAAAUAAACUCUUAAGAGGAACAGAAGGGAAAUCUACCUAGUCAUGCACAGUGUGAACCUCAGAGAGAGCUUCUGAUACCCCUAAAUACAGGGGGAGAAUGAGGGAGAGGAGCAGGUAAGAAUGUUGAGGAACUUUACUCAAGAACAGGGAAGGAGUCAGCUGACCUUGGAUCGGCAGGGUUUUUUCUGCAUUAUUAACCUGCCUUUCUCACCCAGGAAAUCAACCCUAGACUUGUUUCCCUCUUUGAAACAAGUGUCUUGGUUGACUAAUUCUAUUUUAUUAUAACUUUAAAAAUUAAAGUUUUUGUUCUAAAGUUAUAGCAGGUGCCUUAUUCUUUGCUUUGAGUGAAACCAUUCCAUAUCCCCUGGUUUACUAUAGAUAAUUGGCUUUAAGAUGUUAGGGUGUUUUUUUUUUUUUUAAUUGUACGUGUCUUUAUUAAUUUGACUGUUAAAUUGCUAUAGCUAGCAAUCAUUUUACAUAUGUAAAGUUGCAUUCCCUUUGUAUUUCAUGUGUAAUUUCCUAAUUGAGUACAUUUUAUAUUAAGGAUGGAUUAUGCAUGUUUGGGUCAAUGAAAGCUAUGUCUUAUUUGAUUUGUCCUUUAAAAAUAAAGUUCCCUGAAUAUUUGAUGCCUUCUAAAAGGAAA